AUGCCUUUUGAUGAAGAAAAGAUCAGAGCCGACGCGGCGUGUGUGCGCGAUAUUUCGAAUAAAAUAGAUGAGCUCAUGAACCCCCGCGAGUUCGCUAAGGCGGCGUCCGAAGUUUACCAGGAGAGCAAGGCAGCACAAAUGCUUCGCGAGAGAUUCGAAAUGUUCUCAUACGAAUACGCUGUCACUAGGCCAAGUGAAGACGAGUGCCCGCUUGAACAGCAAUGUAUUGCCGAAAAAGUGAUUGGACGGCCGAUACAUACCGAAUUGAAUGCAGUUCUUGCAAUCCCGAAGACCCUUAUGAAGGCGGAAAGCCGAAAAGCUAUCAAGGUUAUGUGGCGAAUGCACGGAGGAGGCGGGUAUGUGUUAGAAAAGCCUGACAUGAUCUUGUUGGAAUUCUCCUACAGACUCUGGCCCGAAGCUUCCACUAAAGACCGCUUGAACGACAUAGCCAGCAUGUGGCGAUGGACAUUCAACUGCUUGCAACACACCCUUCAAUUGAUCAACGAACACUUCGUUGUCGACUGGGGUUCUUUCUGUCUCUUCGGUGGGAGCUUUGGAGGAGAAAUGGCAUUGCGUGUUUGGAGCAUGGGUGAAAAUCACAGUCAGAAACCUCCCGACUUUUCUAUGAGGUCGCUUGUUGCUAAUGCUCCUACAUCGAUGGGAUAUGCCCGCGAGCCUGGAUUAUACUUGGGAAUUACUAUUUCUCCGGAGCGUUUGCAAAGAGACAGAGAGGAAUUGGAUCGGUUGCUGCAGCUCAUGCCAUACCGAAUUCAUCGAUCUGAAACCGAAAAUGGCGAGAGAAUGUUUGGGGGGCCAUUAUCUUCAAUGGGGGUCCCGAGGGAAUUGCUAGAGAAACCAUCGGCAUAUCAGAUGAUUGAGAGAAUGCCAGCGGUGCAGCACCGCACUGGCAAGAUAACGAAUUUCUUGUUCAAGCAUGGUGAUCAAGACAAACACGUCGACUUCAAGGACUCACACGAAACAGUUGAGCUCCUCAAAAACAAGGGUUAUACUGCGAAACUCAUACUUCAACCAGGAAAGGGACAUGCUGAGGACUCUGAGCAGACUGACUUGCGACAACCGGACGAUCCACAAUCCGCGGACGCACGCAUGCCAGCAAAGAAAGAGGGUCGAAUUACUCUAGCGAGCACUAGCCUCAACGGAUUGGUAGAUUACAAAGAAGGCAAGCUCUGGAUACCAGAAGAACUAUCCUCUGACAGUGAAAAGCUCUUGGAGUGCCAAAAGAGCAUCUUAACUGCACCUGGCGAACGCGAUAAGACAAGGAUCCAGCGCUUAUGCCUACCUGGAUGGCUCCAUAAGGACCCAAAGAUGGCUCUUGCGGCAAUUCGAUUUCCUCAGGCGCUCGAAAAUGGUCAGAAAUUUGAACAUAUUCCUGUAUCUUAUUGGUUUGUGGGAAAUGAUCUCAUGGACGCGGUGGUAUUGGUUCCUCCGGAGUUAUGCUUCGCAACCGAUAUUGGUGAGUAUCAUAUCAACUUUAUGGAGCUUGAUGCAAAGUACGGACCCAUCCUCGACAGGUGA
This is a messenger RNA of Pyrenophora tritici-repentis Pt-1C-BFP, 1536 nucleotides long. Lineage: Eukaryota; Fungi; Ascomycota; Dothideomycetes; Pleosporales; Pleosporaceae. The record is from RefSeq and is a predicted model, not a curated record.